UACGCAUCGAUCAAGAACAACUCCCACCAUUACCAUUACCAAAAUGGAGACAACCAAAGUGGGCGGUUUCGACCCCAUAUUCCUCAACGUCCUCCACGACCUGAUCGACUUCACGGACGAGCCUGGGCAGAGCGGCCACCACGCGCCGUCACGCGCGUACGUGCGAGACGCGAAAGCCAUGGCGGCGACUCCGGCCGACGUCGUCGAAUACCCGAACUGCUACCAGUUCGCGAUCGACAUGCCGGGGCUGAAGCCGGACCUAAUCAAGGUCCAGAUCGAGGAGAACCAGCAGCUGGUGGUGAGCGGCGAGAGGAAGAGGGAAAGCGAGAAGAAUAAGGAGGGCAAGUACGUCAAAAUGGAGAGGAGGCUGGGGAAGUACUUGAAGAAAUUUCCGCUGCCGGAGACCGCCGACGCCGAGAAGGUGUCGGCGGUGUACCAGGACGGGGUGCUGUCGGUGACGGUGGAGAAGAGGCCGCCGCCGGAGCCCAAGAAGGCCAAGACUAUUGAGGUUCAAGUGGCCGGAUGAGUUCGUGAGGUAUAGAAUUAAGGCUUGUUUGGGUUUCGGAUUUCAGAGUGUGCUGUCAUUUCCCUGCUGUAAAUUGUAAAAAGCUGUUGUAAAAAUAAAAUAAUAGUAAAAAAAAUUACGAGGGUUUAAUAUGUUUUACAAUCAAAUUUGAUUGUGUUGAGGUUGAAGUUAUAUGGUAUCUCGGCUCCUAUGCCUAUUGUUCGAAGAUGCCUAACAUAGAUAAAUACAACUGUUCUAUUAGGAAUUAA
Momordica charantia (bitter melon) is the source of this 774-nucleotide messenger RNA. RefSeq names its product 17.1 kDa class II heat shock protein-like. NCBI's taxonomy places the organism in Eukaryota, Viridiplantae, Streptophyta, Magnoliopsida, Cucurbitales, Cucurbitaceae. The record is from RefSeq and is a predicted model, not a curated record.